Messenger RNA from Aedes aegypti (yellow fever mosquito), 1388 nucleotides. RefSeq names its product dihydroorotate dehydrogenase (quinone), mitochondrial (gene Dhod). The transcript has 3 exons. The record is from RefSeq and is a predicted model, not a curated record. Gene Ontology annotation, biological process: 'de novo' pyrimidine nucleobase biosynthetic process; pyrimidine ribonucleotide biosynthetic process. Gene Ontology annotation, molecular function: dihydroorotate dehydrogenase activity. Gene Ontology annotation, cellular component: mitochondrial inner membrane; cytoplasm. The coding region runs from base 139 to 1326 and encodes 395 amino acids. Lineage: Eukaryota; Metazoa; Arthropoda; Insecta; Diptera; Culicidae.
CCGGUAAAAUAAUAACAAAAACACAUGUUCCAAAAGCUUCGAAAUAAUCUCGGUAGAAAAGUUUUUUUUUGCGUAAUUUCAUGCUGCUUAUUUGUUGAAAAUUAACACCGAAUAGCUCUCGAAGGCUAUAACACCACCAUGAAUCCGUGCCGAGCCAGUACACCGAACAAGUUCCGAUCGCUUGUGAAAGUGACCUCGCUCGGGGCCGUCACGUUCAGCGCCAUCUGCCUGUACAAGGGCAAUGAGAAGUUCUACGAGAGCAUAUUCAUGCCCAUAGUGCGGUUGAUUCCGCCGGAGACGGCCCACCAGUUGGCCGUGUUCGGCAUUAAGCUGGCCCUAGUUCGGCCCAGUUUCCAGGAUCCGGAAACGCUACGGACCCGCUUCUUGGGGAUGACGGUCAGCAAUCCGGUCGGUAUUGCGGCUGGAUUCGACAAGCAUGGUGAGGCGGUCGCCGGUCUGCAGCGGAUCGGUUUUGGCUUUGUGGAAAUCGGUUCGGUCACCCCGAAGCCCCAACCGGGUAACCAAAGACCCCGAGUGUUUCGACUGAACGAAGAUAAAGCCAUUGUUAAUAGGUACGGAUUCAAUAGCGAUGGCCACGACGUGGUGUAUGAACGACUGAAGAAAAUGCGUGAAGAAAACCCCAAUCGUGUCAUGCUGGGGGUCAAUCUCGGUAGAAAUAAGCAUUCGCCAGAUGCCUACAAUGAUUACAUUCAGGGAAUCAAAAAGUUUAGUUGUCUAGCGGAUUAUCUCGUUAUUAAUAUUAGCAGUCCAAAUACGCCCGGUUUGAGGGCCAUGCAGAACAAAACCACACUCCAGGUUUUACUGAGUGAAGUUUUGAAGGCACGAAGCGCUCUUCCUCCGGAGGAACAGCGCCCGAUCCUGGUGAAGUUCGCCCCCGAUCUGGCCGACGAAGAUGUCCAGGAAAUAGUCACGGUCGUGAUGCAGAAGGAAUUCGCCGUGGAUGGCGUGAUAGUGUCCAACACGACCAUUGACCGCCCGGCCAGCCUGAAGAGCAUCAACGCGGGUCAAAUAGGAGGCUUGAGUGGGGCACCACUCUGCCAACGGUCCACCCAGUUGAUUGCAAAGGUGUACAAAUGGACCGAGGGUAAAAUUCCAAUCAUCGGAGUCGGAGGCAUCUUCAGCGGACAGGACGCCUACGACAAGAUCCAGGCCGGGGCCAGCGUGGUUCAGCUGUACACGGCCUUCAUAUUCCAUGGACCACCGGUGGUCACAAGGGUUAAGCAGGAGUUGGAUGCGAUACUGAGGAAGAACGGUUAUAAGAGCGUCGAGGAGGCUGUCGGAAAGGGCUAUGAAAAGUUUUUGUAAAGUUUGUAAGUUGUUAAGCAUUGUGGAAGCUAAAAAUGUAAUAAAUUGGAUUUGAUUUUGCA